GGCUGGGCCAGUUUAGAAUUACAAGUGCCACAGGGGAGUUGGAACCACACUUCAAAUAGCCAGCACCUUCCCCUUCCCCCUUAGAUAAUUCUCCUCGCCGUGCCUGGACAUCUGGCAGCAACUGCAAGAAGGUGGGAUGGAUAGCCGGGUCUCGGGCACGGCCAGUAAUGGAGAGACAAAACCCGUGUACCCUGUCGUGGAAAAGGCAGAGGAAGAUGGCACCCUGGAACGCGGGCACUGGAACAACAAGAUGGAGUUUGUGCUGUCAGUGGCCGGGGAGAUCAUUGGCUUAGGCAACGUCUGGAGGUUUCCCUAUCUCUGCUACAAAAACGGGGGAGGUGCUUUUUUCAUCCCCUACCUCAUCUUCCUUUUCACCUGUGGCAUUCCUAUCUUCCUUUUGGAGACAGCACUGGGCCAGUACACUAGCCAGGGAGGCAUCACAGCUUGGAGGAAGAUCUGCCCCAUCUUUGAGGGCAUCGGCUAUGCCUCCCAGAUGAUCCUCAUCCUCCUCAAUGCCUACUACAUCAUUGUUCUGGCCUGGGCCCUCUUCUACCUCUUUAGCAGCUUCACCAUCGACCUUCCCUGGGGAAGCUGCCGCCAUGAGUGGAAUACAGAACACUGUGUGGAGUUCCAGAGGACCAAUGGCUCCCUGAACGUGACCUCUGAGAACGCCACCUCUCCUGUCAUCGAGUUCUGGGAGAGGCGGGUCCUGAAGAUCUCCGAUGGCAUCCAGCACCUGGGGGCGCUGCGCUGGGAACUGGCCAUAUGCCUCCUGCUUGCCUGGGUCAUCUGCUACUUCUGCAUCUGGAAGGGGGUCAAGUCCACGGGCAAGGUGGUGUACUUCACAGCCACGUUCCCUUACCUCAUGCUGGUGGUCCUGCUAAUUCGAGGGGUGACACUGCCCGGGGCAGCCCAAGGGAUUCAGUUUUACCUGUAUCCAAACCUCACACGUCUGUGGGAUCCCCAGGUGUGGAUGGACGCGGGCACCCAGAUCUUCUUCUCCUUCGCCAUCUGUGUAGGGUGCCUGACAGCCCUGAGCAGCUACAACAAGUACCACAACAACUGCUACAGGGACUGCAUGGCCCUCUGCUUCCUCAACAGCGGCACCAGCUUUGUGGCCGGGUUUGCCAUCUUCUCCAUCCUGGGCUUCAUGUCCCAAGAGCAGGGGGUGCCCAUCUCUGAGGUGGCCGAGUCAGGCCCUGGCCUGGCUUUCAUCGCCUACCCCCGGGCUGUGGUGAUGCUGCCCUUCUCUCCUCUCUGGGCCUGCUGCUUCUUCUUCAUGAUCAUCCUCCUGGGACUGGAUAGUCAGUUUGUGUGCGUAGAGAGCCUGGUGACGGCGCUGGUGGACUUGUACCCCCAUGUGUUACGCAAGAAGAACCGGAGGGAGGUCCUCAUCCUUGGAGUGUCUGUCAUCUCCUUCCUUGUUGGGCUGGUCAUGGUCACAGAGGGCGGUAUGUAUGUGUUUCAGCUCUUUGAUAACUACGCAGCCAGUGGCAUGUGCCUCCUGUUCGUGGCCAUCUUUGAGUCCCUCUGUGUGGCUUGGGUCUAUGGAGCUGGGCGCUUCUAUGACAACAUUGAAGAUAUGAUCGGGUACAGGCCCUGGCCUCUUAUCAAAUACUGUUGGCUCUUCCUCACACCAGCUGUGUGCAUAGCCACCUUCCUCUUCUCCUUGAUCAAGUACACCCCGCUGACCUACAACAAGAAGUACACGUACCCCUGGUGGGGGGAUGCCUUGGGCUGGCUCCUGGCUCUGUCCUCCAUGGUCUGCAUUCCUGCCUGGAGCUUCUACAAACUCAGCACCCUCAAGGGCUCCUUCAGAGAGAGAAUUCACCAGCUCGUGUGCCCAGCUGAGGAACUGACCCAGCGGAACCAAGCAGGACCCUCUGCCCCUGCCACACCCAGGACAUCACUUCUCAGACUCACAGAACUAGAGUCUCACUGCUAGGGGGCAGGCCCUUGGACAGUGCCUGUGGGCCUGGCCCUGGGGACAGCAGCAGAAGGGGAGGGCAGGAGCAGUCCCUCUGUGCUUCUGUCUCCCCCCUGUCUUAUCUAUCUUUUGGAAGGGGCAUUUGGAAUCCACCUUCUGAGCUGGGUGCCUCUCACUCCAACGUCCCUGCCCCAGGGAUGGCUAAGCAGGCUUGAGAUGCCAGUAUCCACAGCAUGCCCUUUGAGGUGGGCUUGGGAAGAUGGGUGAGGACUGGUGGGUGGGUUGAGAGGUCUGUUUGGCUUCUGAGCCCUCUGAUCCUUUAUUCCAUUAAAUCCAAGUUCUUCCCACUGA
Molecule: messenger RNA, 2278 nt
Organism: Pipistrellus kuhlii (Kuhl's pipistrelle)
Lineage: Eukaryota; Metazoa; Chordata; Mammalia; Chiroptera; Vespertilionidae
Gene: SLC6A13
Product: solute carrier family 6 member 13
Exons: 15
Coding region: 137-1945 (602 amino acids)
Biological process (GO): neurotransmitter transport; sodium ion transmembrane transport
Cellular component (GO): plasma membrane
Molecular function (GO): gamma-aminobutyric acid:sodium:chloride symporter activity
Source: RefSeq, a predicted model, not a curated record